Molecule: messenger RNA, 4179 nt
Organism: Effrenium voratum
Lineage: Eukaryota; Dinophyceae; Suessiales; Symbiodiniaceae
Source: the annotation of a GenBank genome assembly
AGCCUAGUCUGACACGCGAGAGGUUGGAUGCUUCGCGAUGGCUGGAAGGAUGGAGCUGGCCCAAUGCAGCCCAUCCAGAUCCUGCAGCCAGACUCGGAUGGAUAUCUAGCGACUGCGCUGGAGCGCCUCCUUGACAGGCUUUUGCCCAUAGCGUUGGAGUGUGGAGAUGUUCAUUCCAGACCGCGAUCCAGACAGCGGUUCAAGGCAGUUGUGCGAAAAGUCAUCCAAGCCCGGCAAAGAGUCGCGUGCCUUCGUGGGGUGGUCAAUACCUUGCUGGCACCGCGAAUCCGGGAUAUGGACGCGCAGCUUGAGGAGAUUGCAACCAGCAAGAAGUUGCGCCAAGAGAAUGUGAAACGCUUCCUGGAAAACUAUCGGCAGCCCCAGCUCUCAAGAGAGGUGCCUGUUGGUCAAGUGACGGAAGACAUGACCACCAAGCCGCUGCUGGAGACGCAGUGUCGUUUCUGGCAGGUGGCUGACAAAGCCGCUGGCAAGGUGCCAGAAUGCAGGGGUGAACCACGGCAGAGUGACAGCAAGCAGUCGUGGAUUGCGCGGGGGGCACGCGAGCGUCGGCCACAGCGCUGGGGCUUAGCGGAGAGGCUUCGGCGGCCGGAGCCAGCGGUCUCCCAGUGGGACGUGAUGUCGUCCGGGCUGAAGCAUUUCUCCGCAGCUCAAAAGGUGCAGAAGGUGGAGCUGGGAUUGACAAAGUCGACGUCGCUGCCUUCGCUGCACUCCAAGCACGGAGGCUUCGGGAAAGUGGAUGAGACCUGCGAGACCUGCGAUGAGGCUCCUAUGGCAACCACCUUUACUGACUCCUGGAAGGCCAAGCAGAAGUCGGGUGGUUCCAUGUCGCGGUACAUGACCGCCUGCGAGCGGGGGAACAUUCUCCCAAAGCCUUUGGACUUCAUCGCCUCUGGCUCCGCCAGCCUAAAUGCCGCCAACUGGGGCCUGGCAGAUAGCGACCUCAUCCCGGUGGUCACGAUGUUCCGGUCCGCGUCCUUUGUGCAGGAGGUGGACCUCAGCGCCAACACGCUGCUCACAGACAAGAGUCUGGUGCCGUUGCUGCAGAAGAUGAUGAGGAACGCCGCGUGCCAAGGCAUGGCGCGGCUGAAGUUGCGGCAGUGCUGGCGCCUGGGGGCGCCGGCAGUGGAGGCGGUGAUCGGGCUGCUGAGCAGCUGCUGGGGGCUCACUGGGCUCAAGCUGCUGGACUUCAGCGGCGUCCUCAUCCCCGUCCGCCUGCAGCUGGACUUUUGCGAGGCGAUAGGAGAGCACCCAAACCUUACCAGCGUCAAGCUGGCAGACACGGGCCUGGGAAGCAAUCCUGCCGCCCGCAGCUGUUUGGAGGCACUGUUCCGCUGCAACACUCUGACAGCCCUGGAUCUCAGCUGGAAUGCCUUCAAGGACGAGGUCUUUGUCGCUAUAGGUUCGUUCGUGGCAGCGUCCCACGUACAUCUCCAGUCCCUGGCAAUGUCAAACUGCUCCUCCGCAAAUCUCAGCCUGUCCAGCGAGCAAGUGCAGCCUGCCAACUUGAUGCUUGAGCGACUGGGGCAAGCCCAGCGCUUGAGUUACCUGGACGUGUCCAUGAAUCGCCUGGAUCUUUCAGGAGCGCUGGUGCUGGAGGAUGCAUUGGGACGGCACCCCACUCUCACUGAGCUGGAUGUGUCCCGCAACUCUUUCAGUAAGUUGGGUGCUCACUCUCUGCUGAGGCUCUUUGCGUCCUCACGCCUGGAACGCCUGCACUGUGCGGAGAGCUUUGACAUGGGCACCAGUGGGCGCUUUUUCCAGCUCUGCAACCCAGAGGGCGAGUACUCGCUGAACUUGUCCCUGCCGCACCACCGCAGCAUUUUGCGCAUGCUUCUGAAGCUCUGCAAGAGGCUCCGCCUCACCGUGAAGCAGGCCUUCAUUGACAUGCAGCCUCUCCUGACCUUGCCGGACCAGGAGGAGGAUGGCGUCUUCCGUGUGCCGAGCUCUGGAAGAGUCAGCUUCACCUUCAGCAGCACCAGAGCUGCUGGGCCAGACGUCUACGAGGAGCCAGCACGACUCGAUGCAGCGCUGCAAGACCGGCUGGAGCUGUGCAGAGUGCAACUGCGCGUGGACAAGGCGGUGUUGAUGAUCCCAAUUUUCGAAUCACUCCAGGACAAGCUUCCACUGAUUGACGCACUGGCAAAGAACUUCAUCCUCAGCUAUGCGCAUGUGGAGAUGUUGUGCAGUCUGGGCAAAUCAAUGCUUGCCCCCACAGUGAUCCUCAGGCUGCUCCACACGACGGCAGCUUCGAAACUUUGCCGCUACAUGUGCCUCUUGCUGGCCGGUUCCAAGGCGCAGUACAUUCAGAUUCAGAAGCGUGCGAGGCUAUCCUUGACCUUCACCCCGAGCAAUCCUUCGAUGCACUACCUGCUGAUCUUGUCCGAAGCUUGUGACUUCCACCUCGCUGAGAGCAUCCGCAUCCUGGACCGAUGGGAAUCCAACUGCGCCACCCGCUGUGGGCUUGUGGACAACUCCCAGAGCGGGAAUCAGUCACAGGUCCGCAAUGAGCUCUACGAGGGUCGCAAGCCUUGCUUCAGGUCUCUGGGCGACUGGGAGCUGCCCCUGCCGCGGCCUCCGUUCCAGCGAGUCGGCUUCGGCGCGAAAGCCCCGAGGCAGGGGCGACUGGAGUUCGACUUCGCGGGAGGUCCGCGACCACGUCCAGGCACAGAACCAGCACCUGCCGGUUCCUUCAAUAAACUCUUCGAGGUAGUGCUUCACUCCGGUUGCAAACCGAAGCAGCAGCUCCAAGCGCUCCGCGCAGUGUCCCCCUACAUCUACGUCUCCUCUUCCCAGUUGCGAGCGCUACUGGGGAGCGUAUGUGUUCCGCAGGACACGAAAGACAAGAAAGACGCCGCAGAGACUGCCAAAGAGGUUCGCCUCCAGCUCUUCCACAUCUUUUACUACCGGCUUACAGACAUAUGGAAUGUCAAAGUCUGCAAGGCACGCUUUUCGAGCGAGGAGUACACAAGCUUAACGACCCGACUGGGCCCUGUGAAGUUUUUGCCCUUCGUCCAGCCAGAGCAGGCGUUGCUCGAGUUGGACUUUGCCAUCCACGACCACAAGCUGGCAGUGAGCAUCUUCGUGAUGCUCUGCCAGAAGGAGGGCGCUCUUUUCCAGGAGCCCAGGUUCAUCCGAGAGGACGGGACGGAGGACAAGCUGGUGACAGGUGUUCCCAGGGCCUGGGCGCGAUACUCCGACUGUCCCAAGGCGGGUUUCUUCCGGGCCAAAUAUGCCGUCGCCCCAGAGAAGCGCAGCGUGAAGACUCGCACGGAGUUCCUGGCCACCUACGGGCGCUGGAGAGCCCCGGCUUUGGCGAAGGAGGACAUAUGUUGGUGGUCACAGCUCUCUGAUGUAAGCCUGGACGUCAUCCGCUUCCUUGAGGUCAUAUGUGAGAAGUAUCCCGACCUGAAGGAGGCGUUCCGGGACAUUGACGGCGAAGGUGGCAACGGCGGAAUCUCCAUUCUCGAGUUCGAGGAAUACUGCGAGAGGGUGGUGGACUCCCGAUUCAGCAAGAAUCGCAGGGAUCGCUUUCGUGCCAUUUUCCGUUUCCUGGAUGCCACGAUGGAAGGAAAUAUCUCCAUGGAGGAGUGGGGACUGCUGGAUACGGUGAAGUGCGAACUGGACAGACAGACGCACGAUCUCCAUGCGUUCCUCCUCCAUCGCUUCAAGGGGGGUCUGGAGCAGGCGUGGGAUGCCUGGGCCACGAGUCGUAUAACGCAGGAGCAGUGGAAACGCCAGUUGGACGAGGCAGGCUAUUUCGGCGCAUCCGCAGAGUUGUUUUCCAUCAUGGAUCAGCCUAAUGCCGGCUCAAUUUCUUAUGAUCAGUUCCGCCGCUUUUUCUCCGGACGCUCAACGCGUGAUGGUUGUGCAAAAAGCUGAGCUGACACUACCCAGAAAUUCAAGCAAGUUUGAAUUCCUGGUUUGCUGUUCGGCUGGGCGCAAAGCCACAGUCUAGGGACAGAGCAGAAUUAGGAGCCUUGCAUCUAGCUGUUCUCGUAUGAGGCAGAUGACAAGUCAAGGCGAGUGGCAAGUUCUUGUUCCAAAGCGCUAGCCUCAGCUGGCGUCCAUUGAAUGGAGGGCUCAAGCUGAUGUGGCACCUGUACAGCCAAAAAGGCCAUCCGAGUGCCUAGCCCGAGAUGCGUUGUGUUGGUGCCUGUG